Molecule: messenger RNA, 4217 nt
Organism: Pseudoliparis swirei
Lineage: Eukaryota; Metazoa; Chordata; Actinopteri; Perciformes; Liparidae
Gene: ppp1r10
Product: protein phosphatase 1, regulatory subunit 10
Exons: 18
Coding region: 436-2871 (811 amino acids)
Cellular component (GO): nucleus
Molecular function (GO): metal ion binding
Source: RefSeq, a predicted model, not a curated record
CAGAAAGGCAGCGAGGCUGAUUUUCUACAUUUUCUUCGUCUAAAAUGCGAAAUUCCUACUGAAUGUGUUUGAGAACCAACAAAGGGCUUUAAUACGACGGUCUUUUUCAGACUCUACAUUAAAAUGUGUGUUUUCUGUGUGUUUUCCAGGUAUGAAUUCGCUUUGCAGAAGAUUGGCCCGUCAAGGACUUUGAGCAGCUCGACUCAAAUUCAUAUUUUUUUUCUUCAAGUAAUGGACAUUUGAUUACUAUUUUUGCCUCGAGCUUGUUCCUGAAGGAAAGGCUAGCUUUCAGCCCCACCCAUAAGAAGUAUUCCAUUUGAUAUUAAAACCAUGAAGGAAGGUUGACGGUAUAACAUUGAUGAAAUAAGAGAUAUAAGUGCCUGAAAAGCACACUCUAAUACACCCGAGACGCUGAGGACCUGUAGUGUCGAUAACAUGGCAGGAGGACCGGUGGACCCCAGAGAGAUCCUGAAGGGUGUGGAGGCUCUGCUGGGGAAAGAUGGAGAGCUGCGCAGCUUGGAGGGAGUCCCAAAGGUGUUCAGCCUGAUGAAAGCUUCUACCAAGAUGGUCAGUCGAUGUAUGUAUCUGAGCAUCCUGCUGCAGACCAAAUCCCACGAUGUUCUGAAUAGGUUCAUCAGAGUUGGUGGCUACAGGAUGCUCAACUCCUGGCUCACCUACUCCAAGACCACCAACAACAGCCCCCUAUUGCAGCUCAUCCUGCUCACGCUGCAGAAGCUUCCUCUCAAAGUGGACCACCUCAAGCAGAACAACACAGCCAAGCUGGUGAAGCAGCUGAGCAAGAGUGCCGACACUGAAGAGCUGAGGAAGUUGGCGUCCGUGCUGGUCGAAGGCUGGAUGGCGACCAUUCGCUCCCAGAGCGUGCUGAGCAGCGGCAGCUCUCCUGCUGAUAAGAAAAAGAAGAAAGAGGAGGGCAUGGUUCUGGUACGGGACUUGAAGGAGAAGAGUGCAGAGGAGGAGGAGGAGAAGAAGAAGGAGAAACCUAAAGCUCAUGCACCCAGCCACGCAAAGAUUCGCUCCAUAGGAUUGGAAAUGGACACUCCCAGCAUGGCCCCUGUGAAGAAGACACCCAUCCCCCCACAGCUGGGCGACAAGUACAACAUCAAGCCUCCAGUCCUCAAGAGGCUCAGCUCUGGUCCACCAGAUGCUCCACCUCUGGAGAAAAAAUAUAAACCGCUGAACACCCCCUCUAACUCUGCCAAGGAGAUUAAAGUCAAGAUCAUUCCAGCACAGCCAAUGGAGUGCACAGGGUUCCUGGAAGCUCUGAACUCUGCUCCAGUGCCUGGGAUCAAAAUCAAGAAGAAGAAAGCCAGCGCUGGUACUUCCCCGAGUGCCAAGGCAGUCUCCCCCACGUCCAACAAGGGGAGUCCGUCGGACAGCAAGCCUUCUGUGUACUUGUUAUCCUCCGCUAAACCGUCAUCUCCAGAAACAGCUGCUUCCAUCACUCCUGCUGAUGAAACCCUGGAGCCGGAGCGGCCUGGGACCCCCGUCCCCUCUGAGGAGGCCGAGGUCUCUGACAACGGUGAGAAGCCAAAUGCUCUUGCAGAACCACAAGGAGAGGAAGAGAGCUUGACCAAGAAAGGCAAGAAGAAGAAGACGGUCCACUGGGCUGAGGAGGAGCAGCUCAAAAACUACUACUACUUUGACCUGGAUGAGACGGAGAGAGUCAACGUCAACAAGAUCAAGGACUUUGGUGAGGCCGCUAAACGAGAGUUGAUGAUGGACCGGCAGACGUUUGAGAUGGCCCGCCGGGUCUCCCAUGACACCAUGGAAGAGAAGGUCCCCUGGAGCCCCCCGAGGCCCUUCACGCUGACCGGCAGCUUGGUCAUCUCCGGGGCCAACAGCACGGAGAAACUCACCCAGAGAGACCGUGAGAUGGGCAUCCUGCAGGAGAUCUUCCUAAGCAAAGAGAGUGUGCCUGACAGUCCCCAUGAACCCGACCCGGAGCCGUAUGAACCCAUGCCUCCCUGUGUCAUCCCUCUGGACGAGGACUCCACCACGCAGGAGGACGGCUACGCCGAGCCCAUGGACACGACGUCGCAGCAGGGCUCUGCCAUGGCCCAGAACGAGAGCUCCAAGCUGCCCCCCGUCCUGGCCAACCUCAUGGGCAACCUGAGCAACAGCUCCCUGUCCCGCAGCCCGCAGGCCACGCCCACAGUCACAAACCCUGUGGCGGCCACGGUCAACGUACAGGAGCUGCUCUCAUCCAUCAUGGGGGCUUCCGGGAACCAGUCUACUGAAGACCUGAUUAAGCAGCCCAACUUCUCGGACAAGAUCAAACAGCUACUGGGCUCUUUGCAGCAGACCCAGAACCAGGGGGGACCUCCACCAGUCAACCCGGGUCUGCUGGGCCACGGUCCAGGUAUGAACAACAUGAACCUGCACAUGCAGAUGCCCAUGAACGGCGGCUACCCGCCCAACAACCCGCCCGGCGGGCCUCGCUUUAACCACCCUCCGCCCCCUCACAACCACGGCCCACCUAUCAACAGCGGCGGAGGCCCACGCAUGAUGGGGCCGCCACCGGGCCAGGGCCGAGGAGUAGACAAUGGCAACUACUGGGGAGACGACUCCAUGAGAGGAGGGCCUCCCAGGGGGGGCCACUUCCACCGGGGAGGACGGGGUCGGGGAGGUGAGCCGGGUUUCAGGGGCCGAGGACGAGGGGGACCAAGAGGAGGACACAACAACAUGAAUGACAUGUCCAAGAGGCCAGUGUGUCGUCACUUCAUGAUGAAGGGAAGCUGCCGGUACGAGAGCAACUGUGCUUUCUACCACCCUGGCGUGAAUGGACCCCUGCUGCCCCCCUACCACCCUGCUAACAACCAACACAACCAGCACCCACAGCACGGACACUAGUGACACUGCUGAUGACGGGAACACUUCCGAGCUCUGAUCAACCCCUGCACUGUUAGAGACUGGAGCGGCCAGCCGGGACACGAUGUGUUUUUAUUGGGAUCAUUUUAAAAAGUGACACUGAACCACUACGUCUGAGCUGCUGCAGCUAGCUGCAUCUCAUCCAUCUCUUUCCACACCAUUAUCAAGGUCGACCAAACAGACGGAAAGCUUUCCACACCACUGAAUUCUUUCUGAUGGUGGCUGUGUGUGUGUACACACUUGUGCUGUGUACAUGUGAUACUGUCUCAUAUUCCCUUUACGUGGGCUCCUUCAGGAGAGUCAGUCAAGUGGCACAAACAUUUAGGAAGCACUUUAUAAAGCAAAUGGCCAAUGCGGCCAUGACCUGUUAAAGAAGGACCUGAAGACCAACUGCACGGGGCAGAUGUUGGGUUCUUCCAGCAGCUGCUAUUGAACGAGGAGGAGGUGAAGAAGAAGAAGAAGAAGAAGAAGAAGAAGAAGAAGAAGAAGAAGAAGAAGAAGAAGAAGAAGAAGAAGAAGAAGCCACAGCCGUCUGUCUUACCAUGUGUACGCGUUCCCUCUGCCUCCUGUCGAGCAGCUCCAGAGUGUGUGGCAUGACAAUCAUAUGACACGGGCAUAUGACUGUUUUCUGUGAAAACGAUGACCUUUGUUUCUCUUGUGGGACUGUGAGAAUGUAUUAGUUGUUGUUUUUUUUAUUUUAUUUUCAUGCGAUCAUCAGAAUGUUAGCCCUUUUUUAAGAUGGGUUCAGUUUUUGUGAGAAUGAAAUGUUUGUAUGAAUACAGAUUACACAUUCAUGCACAGUCAUAUUUUGCGUUUAAUUAUUUUGUACACAGUGUAUUGAAUAAAUGUCCAAACAUAAAUGCGGUGUUUAAUUUGCUCUGCGUACUCCGUAGGUCUGUCCACACAACACUGACAGUCGAUGUAUACAUUACGCUGAUAUCGGCAGGUCCAGAUUUAAUCUCAUUGCUACUUUACAACAAUUAGAGUUGUUUAUUGAGGCAUUGCUGAAAAGUGAUGUAUGCAAUUUCUAAAUGACUGCAGUUAGCAACUAACAAUGUAGCUCUAUAAAAAGUGAAAGACUGUUAACACAUGCAGUCCUCAGUGCUGGACUGUAUCUGUGACGUCAUCAGCUACAGAUCAUUCAGUGCCACUGAGCAGCCGAUGCUCUGGGUUCAUCCUGUGGGGAAACUGAAUGUGUUUCUGAGGUUUGGUCUUUGAUUUCUUGUGUGAGAAUGAUGAUGGGGAUAGGCUAUAAUUCAUUCUUUGUGUCAUAAUAUUCGGGCGGAGGGAAAUCAAAUGAUGUAAAAUAAAAAGUAUUUAAUGAUUAA